GCUCUUUUUCAAGCUGACCAAUCAGCGGCCGCCACGUUUUAUGAAAGGCAGCAAGUCAAACGGCCCGCCCCGAGCGUCGUUCAUUGAAGAAGGAGAAGGCCGCUCUGUCGCACCUUUUCUCAGCACGAAGACAGCCAUGUCCAAACUCGUAAAGCUUUUUGUCGGCGGCCUCAAUGUGCAGACGACGGACGAUGGCCUUCGGUGCUAUUUCGAGCAGUUCGGAAUCCUUAGCGACUGCGUGGUGGUGAUGAACCAGCAGCUGGGACGGUCCCGCUGCUUCGGCUUCAUAACCUACUCGACGCCGGAGGAGGCCGACGCAGCAAUGGCGUCCAAGCCACAUGUCGUUGACGGACACAACGUGGAGCUGAAAAGAGCCGUCGCCCGGGAGGAGGCAAACAACCCGGAAAUCUCCGCCAACGUCAAGAAGAUCUUCGUCGGCGGCGUGAGAGACCACAUUGAGUCCGACAACCUUGCCGACUACUUCUCCCAGUACGGCAUGGUGGAGAAGGCCGAGAUCAUCGUCGACAAGCUGACCGGCAGGAAGCGUGGCUUCGCCUUUGUCUUCUUUCAGGACACCGACGCGGCCACCAAGGCGGCGCUCACCAAGUUCCACACCAUCAACGGGAACAAAGUGGAGGUGAAGAAGGCCAUGAGCAAGCACGAGAUGUCGAAUACCGGCGGCGGCCGUGGCGGCGGCGGCGUUGGUGGUGGAAGGGGUCGCGGCAGAGGGAUGCCGAGCUUCGGCGGCGGUAGAGGCGGCUACGGCGGAGGAGGCUUUGGGGGCAGCGGCGGCAGCUACGGAGGUGGCUACGGGGGAGGUUAUGGCGCCGGCGGCGGCGGCGGUGGUGGUGGCUACAACGGCAGUGGAGGCGGCGCUGGCUACGGUGGUGGCUACGGCGGGGGAUACGAAGAGUACGACAACAGCAUGGGCGGCGGUUACAGCAACGGUGACUUUGGGGGAGGCUACGGACAGCAGCAGUCCACUUACGGUGCAAUGAAGGGGGGCAACUAUUCCUCCUUCAGGAGCGCAGCCCCGUACAGCAGAGGCGGCUACGGCAGGGGGGGUGGAGGCGGAGGAGGAGGCUACUCACAGGGCUAUUAGAUUUCCCUCCACUUUUCAUACAGCAGCCAUGGGGGGAGAUCCUGCUUCUAGUGAACUUGAAUACACACCAACAUGGGGGGUCUCUGAGUCGAAUGAAUGAGUGCCCGCCUGGACCCCCAUCUCUCUUAUUCCUCUUUAUGGACGUUACUAAGAAUUGUGAAUUAUUGCAAUGUAACUACGUUUGUCACUGCUCUGUGAAGUCGUUUUUAUGUCUCAGGCUUUUUAAGGGAAGUGAAUUGAGUUUCCUAGUCUUCGACAUUAUUUUUUAAUGUGACAAAUCUAUUUCUGUAGACAUGUCGCAGAUUGAGUUAAAUCAAAAACACGUUUUUUUCCACUUUGCUUUGUCAUUUCAUGUUUGUUUUAGAUUAAAACUGUUUUUUGAAAUCAA
Molecule: messenger RNA, 1490 nt
Organism: Entelurus aequoreus (snake pipefish)
Lineage: Eukaryota; Metazoa; Chordata; Actinopteri; Syngnathiformes; Syngnathidae
Product: heterogeneous nuclear ribonucleoprotein A0-like
Exons: 1
Coding region: 41-1102 (353 amino acids)
Molecular function (GO): RNA binding
Source: RefSeq, a predicted model, not a curated record